Hibiscus syriacus is the source of this 1533-nucleotide messenger RNA. Its product is annotated as transcription factor bHLH68-like. The transcript has 8 exons. Gene Ontology annotation, molecular function: RNA polymerase II cis-regulatory region sequence-specific DNA binding; protein dimerization activity; DNA-binding transcription factor activity, RNA polymerase II-specific. Gene Ontology annotation, biological process: regulation of transcription by RNA polymerase II. Gene Ontology annotation, cellular component: nucleus. Bases 319 to 1332 code for a protein of 337 amino acids. Lineage: Eukaryota; Viridiplantae; Streptophyta; Magnoliopsida; Malvales; Malvaceae. The record is from RefSeq and is a predicted model, not a curated record.
UGAGUUAAAGCACAAGCAGGGAAAAAAAGCAAGAAACAUAAAAGAGAGAAAGGAAACCAAAGGUUCUCAAAACCUCCAUUGAUUCAGAAAUUUUCAGAAGGAACAGAGCUUUUGGGUUUCUUCUCUCUUCCCCUCUACUUAAACCAAAGUCUGCAAGACAUCUUAAAUUUCAUCUUCAAACACUUCUUUCAGGGUUUUCGAUUAAAAGAGUAAGAAAAAACGAAGAACAAAGAGACAAAGAGAGAGCUUUUAAGUGAUAACUCCUCCUCCACCGUCGUUAUUGUCGUCAUUAGUUGUUUCAUUGGGGAGUGAAACGCCAUGAACCGAGGAGUGUUGCAGAGCUCACCAGUGCAGCAGAUGAUGACGAACGGAAACUCUAACUGGUGGAACAUCAACACCAUGCGCCCACCGCUGCCGCCGCAGCCGCUUCGUCUACAACAACCACCCUUUCCGACUACUUUCUUCCCUCAAUUCAGACCCACUUCUUCUUCACUUCAUAUCCCUUCUUGGCAUGAUAACCACGAGCUUCCUCAGUCAUGGAGCCAACUACUCUUAGGUGAAUUAAUGGGUGAAGAACAAUUACAAGCGAUGCACUAUGUGAAGCAAGAAAACCCAGCAAGUGCAAGCAGCUAUGUGUUCGGACAUGCAAAUGAAGAUUUUCAUCAUCAUCAUCAUCAGCAGCAGCAGCAGCAGAAUAAGGCAAAUGAACCAGCUGCUUGGUCUCAUCCAAUAAUGGCUGCUGCUUCAUCAUCAUCAUCCCCCAAGUCAUGUGUAACGAGUUUCAGCAGUAAUAAUAUGUUGGAAUUUUCCGGCAAUCAAGCUGAUGCAAGGCAAACACUCCCAGAGCGAUCUUCUGAGUGCAAUAGCAGUGCAGCCGGUGGGGCGAUGAAGAAAGCUAGGGUUCAACCUUCUGCAAGUCAAUCUACCUUCAAGGCGAGGAAGGAGAAAUUAGGGGACAGAAUCACAGCGCUUCACCAGCUCGUUUCUCCAUUUGGGAAGACUAACACAGCCUCUGUCUUGUUAGAAGCUGUUGGGUACAUCAGAUUCCUUCAUAGUCAAAUUGAGGCUCUCAGCUUGCCGUACAUGGGCAAUGGGCAAGGAAACAUAAGGCAACAACAGCCUGUGUUGAAUGAAAACUCCAUGAAGUGGAAAGGUGGUCCUUAUCAGCACGAAUGUCAUGAAGAACCAAAGGACCUGAGGAGUAGAGGUCUAUGUUUGGUUCCUGUGUCAUGCACACUUCAUGUCGACAGCGACAAUGGCGCCGAUUAUUGGGCUCCGGUGUUCGGCGGUGGGUUUCGGUCGAAGACUUUUGGAACUGUCCAGAAAGGCUAAACAAAUUCAAGAAAUGUAGGGAGCAAAGAGACGAGAGAUUUUCAUGGGAGAAAAAGAUAUAGCAUCAUGAGCAGUCACUCUGCAGAAAACAAAUAUGAAAGGCUGAUUGCUUUUGAUGCUAUACCAAUGUUUCUUUCUUUUGAACUAUUUUGUAGAUAUUUUGUGUGUUAAAUUAAGUGACUAGAUGAUUUAAGCUCGAAA